AAAGAAUGGAGGACUUAGUAAGAAUGCAGUCAGGGGUGGUUUCAGAGCUCCACUAGCCAUGGACCUGCCAUGCCAAACUUCAUCUGCCUGCCCAGUAUGUGAAAGAACUGGCUGAUGAAUUCAUAGCAAAUUACAAGCUUAACCAUGACCAAGGCACAGCACUGCAGAAAGUGGCAGACAUGAUGAACAAGGAAAGUGCAUCACUGCAGCCUAUCCUGCUAGUGCAUGGUGUAUUUGGUGCUGGCAAGAGUUUUUUGCUAUCCGUGCUGAUUUUGUUUGUGGUGGAGCUUUUUCAGCGCAAUGAAAGUUAUGCACCAGGUGUACCGUUUCCAUGGAAACUACUGUUGUCAUCUACCACUAACGUAGCAGUGGAUCGUGUUCUGCAAGGGCUCCUAGACCUUGGUUUUGAGGACUUUGUGCGCGUGGGCAGUGUCAAGAAGAUUGCCAAGCCAGUGCUUCCUUACAGUGUUCAUGCAACCGGCACAGAUAGCCAGGAGCUCAAAGACCUGCAGGAAAUGCUACUGAGCAGCAGCAUAACACCAGCAGAAAAACAUUUUGUAAAGAAAAGCAUUGAAAGACACAGACUUGGUGAAAACAGAAAAAGACUAGGAGCUGUUCGUGUGGUGGGAGUGACUUGUGCUGCUGCCAGUUUCCAGUGUCUGGAUAAAAUGCUGUUUCCAUUCGUGGUGUUGGAUGAAGCCAGUCAGAUGACAGAACCAGCCUCUUUGCUGCCAAUCGCUCGCUUUGGAUGUGAAAAGCUGGUGCUUGUUGGUGAUCCAAAGCAACUAGAUCCUACACUACAAGGCUCAGAGCCAGCACAUUCUGAAGGCUUGGAGCAGACCUUAUUUGACCGGCUGAUAAAAAUGGGUUGUGAGCCAGUGGUGCUGAGAACUCAGUACAGAUGCCACCCAGUCAUCAGUGCUAUUGCCAACACCCUGUUUUACCAUGACCAGCUUGUAGACGGCAUCACUGCUCUUGACAGACAACCGCUUCUGGACCUAGUGCCCACUUUGUGCUUUUACGAUGUAUCAGCUGGCCAGGAAAGAAGUGACUCAAGUGGCAGUUUCUUUAAUGAAGCUGAAGCUCGGUUUGUUGUCCUGCUUCUGAAGGUCCUCCUAGCACAGGGAAUGACAGCAUCUACAGUUGGUGUGGUCACACUGUACAAGGCUCAAGCUUUCCACAUCAAGGAUAUUAUUAGAUCCACUGAGAGUAAUUGUGAGAAAGAAAUGUUAGGUGUGCAAGUGUCAACAGUUGAUGCCUUCCAGGGUGGAGAGCGAAAUGUCAUUAUUUUAUCUUGUGUUCGAACCCGCAGCCUGGGAUUCAUUGACAGCGACAAGAGAAUGAAUGUGGCACUGACAAGAGCACGGCAUCACUUGCUGAUUGUUGGAAAUCAGAGGAACUUAACAAAUAAUGUUCAGUGGGCAACUGUCAUCAAACAUUGUGAAGGUCAACAAGACGGUAUUGUAGCAGCAAAUCAAGCAGCAAGAAGGCUGGAAGCCAUUCUUGAGGAAUCCUGUGAAAGUCACAUCACAAGAGAAAAAGAUAGUGGGCCUGGCAGCACUAAGCAGACAAUUUCCUGUCCAGCUAGAGCAAGGAAUGCCACACCAACACAAGCAGCCCAUCCUUAUGACCUGGAGCUGCAAGAGGAUGUAUCUAUCAGUGAGGAUGCCCUGCAUGCAACAUUGCCUCAUGGUACAGUGCCUUUUCUAUCAUCAACAUCUUAUUUACCACUUGCAUCACAGAUCAGUAAAACAAAUUUCAUGCCUGCUGAUUAUGACUGUGGUCAAGUACAGACAAGAUCUUCCAGAGUCAAGAGCCCAAAGCAUCUGCUUGCACAGCCAAUUGUGAUAGAAGAUGAUGUCACUUCAGACAAUGACGAGUUGCCUGAAGGAUUGUGAACCUGGUGCAUGGCCACUAAACUGGAAAUUUCAUUUUUUGUGGACUAGCUGAAUUUGAUGAAAAACAUUUUUGUGCUAAAGAUAUUAUUUUUAAGUAUGUAAUUUUGGACUAUGUGUCAUUGCAUUAAAAUUAAUACAAACGUUUAUAAAUGGUGGACUAGUAUUGAUUAGAUCCUAACACUAUUCACCCUUGAAAGCUUAGUGUGUGUACCCUCAAUUUGGCAGUCAGUCCAAGUGUUUUAUUGAGUUGUGAUCUCAGAAUUGUCAUUCACUGAACUUUCAAAAUCACAUUACACCAAGAAAAGGAUAAAUAAUUACAGCAUUUAACAAAGACAGACCACAAUAACUAAAAAAAAGUAAUGCUAUUCUCUUAGGAUCAACAACAUUUUAUUCUUGAUUUUAUGGGACGGUACAAUAAAAGACUAUUUUCUUGUACAUUUUAUAUUAACCUUGUUUUCACAGACUGUACAUGGCGUCUACAUAUCACAAAUUUAGAUAUGACAACAGUAUCCAACCAUUAAUACAUGGAUAAUUUAUUUCAGACAGCAGUUAACAGUGAUAUUUGACUCAAUUGAAAGCAGACAUAUAUGAUGCUGUAUCAGCAUUCAAACAACAGCAGCAAGCAAAUUUUUAAAGCAGUCCCCUUUUUUUCUAGCCAUGGGAACAAAUAAACAGAAAACACCAGCUUAUAAAAUUAAAACCAGAUUUUGAAUGUCAGCAAACAAUGUAACCAGCACUAGAAAAUAUUUUACGAAAACAAUAUUCUUUGUACGUAAACAGCAACAUAUCUCUAGGUUCCAGCAGUCUUACUAGAUAUAUUUUUUCCUUCUCAAAGAUAACAACAGAACUGGCUAAAGAGAAAAAAAAAAAAAA
Messenger RNA from Pomacea canaliculata, 2771 nucleotides. Its product is annotated as protein ZGRF1-like. The record is from RefSeq and is a predicted model, not a curated record. Bases 180 to 1898 code for a protein of 572 amino acids. The transcript has 15 exons. Gene Ontology annotation, molecular function: helicase activity. NCBI's taxonomy places the organism in Eukaryota, Metazoa, Mollusca, Gastropoda, Architaenioglossa, Ampullariidae.